AUGCGUGCUCGAACGUGGGGCUGUAGGAAUGUGGGAAUGUUCGACGUUGCUAAGGCGGGGAGGGCCAAUUCUCAGAUGGCCAAGACACCCAUCUCGAUGGGCAGGCAAACGGACACACAUUCACACACACACACACACACAGCAACAGUCUCGCCUCCUCUGGCACCCUCGUCAAUAAACCGUAUUGAUUGCACAUGGUUGCCUACUUGUGGCGGUGAAUGCAGGUCUGUGCAAUCAUUGUCUCGCCGAUUACGUCACCUCGAGGCAUAG
Molecule: messenger RNA, 270 nt
Organism: Protopolystoma xenopodis
Lineage: Eukaryota; Metazoa; Platyhelminthes; Monogenea; Polystomatidea; Polystomatidae
Source: the annotation of a GenBank genome assembly